AUGCUACUGGUCACUCUGUGCCCUCUGGGCCUAAGGAGAUGCCGAGGAAGAGGCUUUCCCAUCCCUGGUGGACCGAGAACUGGUCAGCGGCCACGUGGGGCCUCCAGCCAGCGCCUCUCCCGACCCUGGGGCUCCCGCGUGCCCUCAGAACACCAAGCCCAGCUCCACCAGGAUGGUCUCCUCUGUCAACCCGCAGUAAGGAGGGGAGGGGGGAGGUCAGCUGCUUGGGCCAGGCCAGCCAGAGAGCAGGGCCUGAUCAAGUGGCAGGAGCGCUGGCCUUUCAGGUCUGCCCCGGAGUCCCUGGACCCCCGCACCCUGCGGCUGCUGUGGAGGCAGCGAGAACUGGAGAUCCAGGCCCUGCGGUGGGCAAUCGAGAACCACCGGGAGGCCCGACACUGCCGUGUCCUGCAGGAAGUGGCUGGGCUUCCAGCCGAGAGGAGCUCGCGCAGCCGGAAGCUCUUGCAAAACCAGGUCCAAAAGCUGACUCUGGAGUUAGAAGAGCAGAAGGAACAGGCCCAGCUGGAGAAGGCAUACCUGGAGGAGCGGCUGCUGCAGACCGGAAACACGCUGCGGCAGCUGGAGGCCGAGUUGCAGGCCUUGCAGAAGUCCUGCCUCUUGCAGCUGGCCCGCUUCUCCUGGGUGGGCCGCGUGCUGCGGUCUUCCACGGGCAGUGUGGAGGUGGUGACGGCAGAGACCCUGAUGGACCCCAGUGACCUCUCUGAGAACGAUCGGUCCCCCACUGCUGGGGAGGGUUUCCGGCUGGAGGAUGUGGACUGGAACAGCAUCGGCCACUGGUAUCCUAACCUCUUCACCAACCUCAAGUCCAGCUCAGAUCAAAAGCACCCCCGGGCCCCGCCGCUCCCAGAGCUCCCACCAGCCACACAGCCCGACCAGUGGAACUCAGAGCUGUACUGCCAGCAGAGGCAGCAUUGUCUCAAGAGCGUCGCGUGGAGCUCCCUGCCCCUGGUGGGCACCAGCAGCUAGGGUCGCCUGCUGGCUGCACGUUACCACGUGCAGAAAGUGACAGGGGACCCUCUCCAGGCGCCAGGCCACACUGCUGAGCAGAUGGAGGCACAGGCACAGAGCCUCUGCGGGGACAGUCAAGCAACAUCGGAAGGCCGCCUCUCCCUGGAUCUCCGGAAAACCCACUCGGACAGGCAGGGCAAGAAUGGCCAGGAGCCUGAGUCCAGUGCGGAUCCCCACCCCUGGCAUUCCGGGCGCUGUCCAAGCCCCACGGGCUCCUGCCUGAAGAUCAUGGCGGUGAGCCACCGCCGGAGGUUCGUGCGCAUCCUCAACCAGUCGCUAGAGGACACGGCCGACCUGGGUGGCUUCGUGCUGCAGCAGCUGGUGCGCGACUUCCCCGUGUGCAUGUACCGCUUCCCGCCCAGCACGCUGCUGGAGCCAAGGCACCACAUCACGGCGCGGGGCGAGGCGCCGGGCAGCACCAAGCAGCAGCCACCCUCCUCCUUGGGCCAGGAGCCCGUCCACUUCCGCUCCAGCCGAGGCUGCGUGACCCUCCUCCUGAACCCCCAAGGCGAGGUCCUCAGCGAGCACCAGGCCGCGCACUGCGUGACCCCCGUGUGCAGGAUCUCCGCCGACAACACCGACUUGUCCAUCGACCGUUUCCCGCUCUCAGAGGCCCGGCCCGGUGCUGACCUCGCGGAGCAGCAGCCCCUGCCUCGACCCCCGCGCAAGGGUCUGGUGCAGGAGGCCCGGGCCGGGCGCCGGAGGCCGGGGACGCGGGUCCAGUUGCCCCGCCUGAGCACCAGAAAGCUCCUCCGCCAGCGAGAGGUGCUAGCGCGGCCCGAGGGCGCCGCCGAGACCCACCCAAAGCUCCUGCCCGCCAGCCCCAUCCCCAUCCCCGAGGCCGGGCUGGGCCUCGAGGACUGCCAGGCUAGGAAAGAACACAAGGUCCGGGUGAGUGCUGGCGCGGGUGUCCGGGCAGCCCCCGCCCCGCCGGCCCCGCCCCGGCCCCGCCCUGCGGCCACUCAGGCUCCGGCCCCCCAGGUGCGCCGGAAGAGCGUGGACCGCGGCUGUCCGAUGGUGGCGCUGUCGGUGCAGAGCACGGCCGAGAGCAGGUUCGGCUUCCGCUUCCUCAGCUGCCCGCCCAUCACCGCGGACUCGCGCUGGCCGGUGUAG
Messenger RNA from Mesoplodon densirostris (Blainville's beaked whale), 2139 nucleotides. It is a transcript of the gene LMNTD2, whose product is annotated as lamin tail domain containing 2. Gene Ontology annotation, molecular function: structural constituent of chromatin. Gene Ontology annotation, cellular component: lamin filament. Lineage: Eukaryota; Metazoa; Chordata; Mammalia; Artiodactyla; Ziphiidae. The record is from RefSeq and is a predicted model, not a curated record. Gene Ontology annotation, biological process: chromatin organization.